Hippoglossus stenolepis (Pacific halibut) is the source of this 3336-nucleotide messenger RNA. Its product is annotated as leucine-rich repeat neuronal protein 3. The record is from RefSeq and is a predicted model, not a curated record. Gene Ontology annotation, molecular function: protein binding. Bases 627 to 2738 code for a protein of 703 amino acids. Gene Ontology annotation, cellular component: extracellular matrix. The transcript is spliced from 2 exons. NCBI's taxonomy places the organism in Eukaryota, Metazoa, Chordata, Actinopteri, Pleuronectiformes, Pleuronectidae.
UCUGUGUCGCUGUGGAGAGGAAAAGAGAGAAGACGUUUGUUCUUGGAGCUACUUGAGGAAAACAGGAAAAUAGCUUCUGCUGCUGCUGCUGCUGGAUGUUAACAUGCAGCGCUGCACAUCUUAAAUAAAACACACACACACAGACACACACACACACAGACACACACACACACACACACACACUCACUCUGCUGCAGCCAUGCCAGGAGUACCUGCUGAAUAUCUGCUGCUGCAUGGGACGUGAUGGAUGCUGUCUCUACUGAUGGAAAAUGACUCCAGUGUCAGCGACGGAGGAUAAUAAUGAUGGAAGACAGAGUGAUUCGUCCCCAGCCGGAGCCACAACAUUCCUCCACCGCCCCUCUGCAGCGCAGCCCUGUUCCCUGAAGGAUACAUCGACCUUGACAUAUCACAGCGUGCAUGACAACCUGGCACAGACCAAACUGAAAGGUUGCCUCUCUCUUCCAAGAGCUGGAAGACAACAGGGCCGAGGCUUUGGGGACCAGGCGUCAGCACAAAUCCACUCUGUCUUGCUGCAGUGACAAAUGAGCUUUUAUCUGUAAAGUAAACUGUGCUAACAGCUGACUCCAUAAGGGCCAAUUACUGGCUGAAGGGAAUACUGGGCCAAGAUGAAGGAGACAGCAGUUGUAGCUUGUUUGCUGGCUGAACUGUCUUUGGCUGCUUUUGUUUUGGCCUCUGAGGGGGCCGCUCAUUGCCCUGCGUUGUGUCGAUGUGAGAUACGACCCUGGUUCUCACCCAGCUCCGUUUAUACAGAGGCUGCCACCGUGGACUGUAAUGACCUGGGUCUGUCAGCACUGCCGGAGAGACUCCCCUCAGACACACAGGUUCUGCUGCUACAGACAAACAACAUUGUUAAUGUUCAGAAAACUUUGGAUUACUUGGCCAACAUCACAGAAAUCGACUUGUCUCAGAAUAACAUCUCCUCGGUGAGCGAUGUUUGUCUGGGGUUUCUCCCCCAGCUGCUGUCACUCCACAUGGAGGAGAACUGGAUUCAGGAGCUUUCUGACAGCUGCCUCGUUUCUCUGCCAAACCUCCAGGAGUUCUACAUCAACCACAACCUCAUUUUCUCCAUUAGCCCCGGAGCCUUCCACGGGCUGCGCAGGCUGCUGAGGCUCCAUCUUAACUCCAAUCGACUGACAAGUAUCAACAGCCAGUGGUUCCAGCAACUUCCCAACUUGGAGAUAUUGAUGCUGGGAGAAAACCCCAUUCUUCAGCUGUCAGAUAUGAACUUUAAACCUCUGGCAAACCUCAGAAGCCUCGUGCUUGCCAGGAUGAAUUUGACCGAAAUCCCUGACAAUACUUUAGUUGGUCUUGACAACCUGGAAAGCAUCUCGUUUUUCGACAACCUGCUAAGUCGAGUUCCCCGAGCAGCGCUGACGAAAGUCCAAAACCUCAAGUUUCUGGAUUUGAAUAAAAACCCCAUUGAGAGGAUCAAGAAAGGUGACUUCAUGGACAUGAUGCAUCUCAAAGAGCUUGGCAUCAACAGCAUGCCUGAGCUCAUAUCCAUCGACAGUUUUGCCCUGAACAACCUGCCUGAGCUGACUAAAAUUGAGGCUACCAACAAUCCCAGGUUAUCCUACAUCCACCCGAAAGCUUUCCACAAGCUCCCCAGGCUGGAGACACUGAUGCUCAACAGCAACUCUCUGAGCGCGCUCCACUGCAGCACCGUGGAGUCGCUGCCCAACCUGCGAGAGGUCAGUCUGCACAGCAACCCCAUCCGCUGUGACUGCAUCAUCCGCUGGGUCAACAUGAACAGGACGGCUGUUCGCUUCAUGGAACCAGACUCCUUGUUCUGCGUGGAGCCUCCCGAGUACCAAGGCCAGCACGUCAGACAGGUGCACUUCAGGGAGAUGACAGAGAUCUGCCUUCCUCUGAUCUCACCUGGGAGCCUCCCAGGUCGGGUCGAGGUCGCUAAAGGGCGCUCGGUGUCGCUUCACUGCCGGGCGUAUGGAGAACCAGAACCUGAGAUCUACUGGGUGACGCCGUCAGGUGACCAGGUCUUGCAUGGCAGUGUCUACGAUAAGUACUACAUGCAUCCCGAGGGAACUUUGGACAUCUACGAUGCCUCAGAGCAGGAAGCCGGCUCAUAUACCUGCAUUGCCCAUAAUCUGGUCGGGGCAGACCUUAAGUCUGUGUCGGUUGUGGUGGACGGAUAUAUUGCCCUGUCUUCAACGCAACCAUUACACGUAUUAAUCACAUCUGUCCAGUCUCAUACUGUGAUGGUUUCCUGGGAAAGCACAGGUGCUUUGGUAUCACAACUAAACUGGUCCAUUGUAUCCGAGGACAGCAGCCUCUUGAUGCCAUUCACAGCCCGGCUUCCAGCUGGAGUCAAAGGGUACCACAUCAAGCAGCUGAAGCCAUCCACUCGCUACCAGGUCUGCGUAGAGGUCACGGCUGCACAGCCUGGAAACAGCAGGGACUGUGUUAAUGUGACCACAAAGGAGGCAGCCGUCCUGAGGGAGACAACUAAGAACUGGGACAGUCUGGUGAUGGCUUCCUGUGCCGUGCUCUUUAUCGUGGUUGCCGUGGCUUGCUCUGUCAUGUAUACAUCUCUGUACAGCCAAGUGUUUUACAGGAAACUGAUAGCAGACCCGGCUGAAACGCUGCUGAUCGCCAGCACUCCUUCCUCCUCCUCCUCUUCAUCCUCCCUUCUGGAGUUUGGUCUGUAUGGGGUGAAGGUGAGGGCAACUGUAAUAGACUUACCGGACGACUCCAUGUAAGAAGCGUCCUCGUCUGUAAAAGCUCUUUGGGAUAAUGUGAAGACAAAGAGUGACGGACACUGGACAAAGUGAUUUAUGUCUCCUCUUUUUAUGACCUUCCCACUGGAACUCAUAAACAAAUUCGCAUUCACAUAACCGGCUAAAAGCAGAGACUAUUUUGUAUUGCAAACUUGUGUCAUUAUAACAAGCUUAUUCAGGCAGAUAUCUUGACUAUAAUCUACAUGGCUAUCGGUCAUUCACGCAGUGCAACAGAGUAAAGCACAGCACAGAACUAUUCUGUCUUAAAUACCUUGUGGAGACGGCUUGAUGUCUGCAAAACCUUUUCUUUGCUGUGUUACAUUAAACGGUGCCAAGUGAAGACAGUUUAUAAUGGCAGAAAAAAAACUUGUUAGUCUAGUGUACAUUAAAACUGACUAUAAUGUAAACAGUUUUAUGAACAAAUACAUUUUUCAUUAAACCUGUGGGUGUCUUAUAACUACAAUCUUUUCGUGUUAAAUUUGGACACUUAACGCACAAAAAAAACGUGUCUCUGGAAAUAUUUCUGUGGUCACAAAGACAAACUGUUGUCUAUGAAAUGAAUAUGGAUGUGGCUCAUAAA